AUGACGAGCAAUUCAGAUCUGAAUCUGAUGAAGAACUCAAUGACGAUCUCGCUAAAAGCUAGAAGGAUGUACGUGAAGUACUCAUCCAGGCUUGGACAAGAGAACACGUUGCUGAUAAAAGAGAAACAGCAUCUUGAAGCACAUAUCAAAUCAGUGCAAGUUGAGCUACAUGCUGAAAAGAAACUUAGUGAGGAGAAUGUAUCGCUGAUGAAAGAGAAACUGAUUAUGGCCACCAAAACUGAUCUAUUGGAGAAGGAACUGCAUGCUGAGAAGGAAGUAUAUGCACAGAUUCAAGCGAAAUUGGAUCUUCAAUACAAGAAAAUUCAUAUGUUUGCUCGUGCCAAACAACUUGACAAGAUCUUGUCCUAUGGACGAACUGAGAAAUCCCACAGAGGCUUGGGUUAUACUGGAAUAGGUAUGGACACUUCAAAGCCUUAUGUUACAAGUUCUGGGAAAGGGUGA
Molecule: messenger RNA, 462 nt
Organism: Arabis nemorensis
Lineage: Eukaryota; Viridiplantae; Streptophyta; Magnoliopsida; Brassicales; Brassicaceae
Source: the annotation of a GenBank genome assembly